AUGCCUUUGUUUUGUUGUUGCCGGGUCGCUCCUUCCGUCGAUGACAUGACAGCGCACGAGGGGCAAUCGCGACUGCGGGCAGGUGGCGGGGCGGUGCAAACUGGGCAGGAACCAACCAGCGGGCAGCUGCUUGUUGCUUGUACAGUAAUCCACGCUGUGAUCGCUGCAUUGUUGUUGUUGACUGCUAUCUCCGUCUUUCUCAGCUACUUGACAGCAAACAUGGUGCAGGUCCAGGAAUUCGUCGACGCACUGCGGGCCAAGCUCUCCAGCGACUCUCACGUCCUGACAGAUCCUCAACACGCAGAGUUCAAAGACUCCCUGCAACGAUGGUCCAAUAUCGACUUGAAGGUGCCAAGGGCCAUCGUCCGGCCUGCCAAUGAGACAGACGCUGUCACCACGGUCAAAGAAGCCGUCAACGCGUCCAUCCCCUUUGUCUGCGCCUCUGGUGGCCACAGCACCUGGUCGACCAUCGACCAGCAUGGCUUUGUUCUCGACCUCAGUCUCUACAGAGAGGUCGUUCCGGACCCGGCCAACAACGUUGUCACCGUCAAGGGGGGCGUUCUGAUGAAAGAGCUGCAGCUGGCCCUGAACAAGGCUGGUCAAUUUACCACUGUUGGCAACGGCAACACCGUCGGCGUCAUCCCGUACUUCAUCAACGGUGGCAUCAGCAUCUACACGCCGUUGAUCGGCUUUGGCUCCGAGAACAUCGUCUCUGCCAAAGUGAUCACCGCCACCGGCGACCUCGUCAAUGCCUCCGAGACGGAAAACAGCGACCUGCUCUGGGCCGUUCGCGGUGCUGGCCAAUUCUUCGGCGUCGUCAUCGAACUCGUCAUCCGGGCCUAUCCUCUCACCCGCAUCCCCGGAAGCGACGACGGCACCCGGCAGCUGGGCAACUUCGUCUUCGCGCCGCAACAGAUCGGCGACGUCUCGCGCGUCCUCAAUGAAACGCUCAUCGCCCAUCCAGACCGCAUCUCGGCCGGCCACUUCAUGAUCAUGACCGCCCCGCCCGACUUCCAGCAGCAGAUCCUCCUGGUGGCGCCGCAGUUCUUUGGCACCGCCGAGGAGGCCGCCCAGGCGUUCAAGCCGCUGGUCGACCUGGGCCCGAUCCAGCACAUGCAGCUGCCGUCCACCUUUGCGACGCACAGCGACCAUCUCGAGGUCAUGUGCGCCAAGGGGGAGUUCAAGCGCUUCACCCAGAUCGGCAUCGACGGCUUCAACCAGGAGAACUUUGCCAAACUGGUCGACCUGCACCGAGAGCUGCUGUCGACCUGUCCGGGCGCCGGGCGAUCUGCUUUUUCAUUGGAAUGGCAUUCGCCGACCAAGUCGCCCCGAGUCGACACGUCUUUUGGGAACGAGCAUGUUGAUUUCUGGCUGAACGUCCUCUCCUGGUACACCGACCCGUCCCAACAUGAUGCGCUCAUCCGGCUCGACAAGGCCGCCCAGGCGCAGAUCCGCGCCGGCGUCGACGAGUCGGCCUACGUCUCGUACACCAACACGUCGCGCGACGAUCCGCUCGAGUGGCGGUACAAGGGCGCGGAGCGGGUGGCGCGGCUGCGCGAGCUGAAAAAGAAGUGGGAUCCUACGGGGGUGUUUACGAGGGAGCUGUUGUAG
Rasamsonia emersonii CBS 393.64 is the source of this 1611-nucleotide messenger RNA. RefSeq names its product FAD binding domain containing protein. NCBI's taxonomy places the organism in Eukaryota, Fungi, Ascomycota, Eurotiomycetes, Eurotiales, Trichocomaceae. Gene Ontology annotation, molecular function: FAD binding. The transcript is spliced from 5 exons. Bases 1 to 1611 code for a protein of 536 amino acids. The record is from RefSeq and is a predicted model, not a curated record.